CUAAUAUUAAGUUUUAGUUAUAAAAUAGAUGUAGUUUGUUUUGUGAUUAUUUGAUUACGUAGUUGAAAAGUGAUGUUUAUAAAACAAUUAAUAAUCUUAAGUAAAGUGAAAUGAAUGCUGUUUAGUCCGAGCCCACCGAUACGCAUUUGUUAUUUUUGAAUAUGUGUAAACAAUAGCAUUUCCUAGUUAAGGGCGAUAACAGCAAAUCAAAUGGCAGAUACACAUAUAUGGGAAGCAGCUGAGGUCCUCAUAAACAGUAUGCCGAGUACACAGUAUAGAAAUAUAUCUCACUCCUCAGUGAACAUCACAGCCGAGGAGCUCGCAUCUGGUAGUCAGCCAAACGGCAGACUAUCCAGCGUCAGAAGAUUCUUCUGUUUGUUUGUCACCUUUGACAUACUGUUCACUAGUUUAAUGUGGCUGAUAUGUGUAAUGAUGCGAGGAGAGACACUCAUAGAAAUCUUCAAUAGAGAAAUAGUCCAUUACGACAUCAAAGUGUCAUUGUUUGAUAUAGUCAUAGCAGCCAUACUAAGAUUCGUUCUGUUGUUAAUAUUCUAUGCAGUUAUAUGCAUUAAUAAUUGGAGUGUUAUUGCGCUUUCAACGGGCGGUACAUGUGCCUUUUUGAUAGGAAAAGUAUUCGUUUACGACUGGCCGAACGCGUCGCAGCCAGUGUAUCAAGUGUUCCUCAUCUUGACUUCCUUCACCCUGGCCUGGGGGGAAGCUUGGUUUCUUGACUUCCGAGUGCUACCCCAUGAACAACAUGCCAAACAACUAUUGGAGACUAUAGUUCAACGUACAAGUGAGCGUACGCCCCUCCUCGCGCCCCGUACUUCCGGGGAGUCCACAGUGAACUGGUUCUCUCCUGUGGACACACCACAGUCGAGCCCUAGGCCUCCAAGGGACGUCAUCCUAACACAGGAACAAAUAGAUGAAUACAAACAGAUGGCAGAGGAGAGUAUGGCGAACGCCUGGAACACUAUCAACCUGGAGGACUGGAGGCUGGAGAAGCGAGGUUCAGUUAAAGGAGACGUGGUCGAGUCGAAACAGACCGAGCAGUUCGGGAAGGUUUACAGGUUUACCGGUAUGGUUUCUUGCCCAGCAAAAUUUCUGUAUGAAGAAUUCAAAACGAACCUCACAAAGCUUCCGGAAUGGAAUCCGACCAUAUUGAAGAGCGAAUUGAUCAAGGAAAUCGGGCCGGGCAUCGAUCUGUCCUACCAAGUGACAGCCGGCGGUGGCCGGGGUAUAAUUGCGCCCCGCGACUUCGUCAUACUCAGACGGACGGCCGCCCUUAAUAAGAUGGGGAAAUUGGACGAUAAUGACCCCUACUGUUAUAUUAGCAGUGGGGUCAGUGUCACUGUGCCGGGAUACCCGCCAUGCAAUGAUCUGGUUAGAGGUCACAAUAAAGUGGGCUGCUGGCGCAUGACUCCCAAGAUGGUGGAAGUAAAUAAUAAAAUGGAGCAACAAACUGUCUUCCAAUGGCUGAUGUGCUGUGACCUUAAAGGUAAAAUUCCCCAAUUUGUGCUGGAUGCGGCCUUCGCCUCAGUAAUGUUGGACUACAUCAUACAUGUCAGAAAAUAUGCAGCGGAAAGCAAAGCCAAGGGACUCUUCUAAUGAGAAAUCGAGAUAUCUAAAUAUAAUGUGUAUCUUCAUUUGUAAUACAAAAAUGUAUAUAUUAUAAGUUUGAAUUUAAUUUGAUAUGAUUUUAAUGUGAAAGAUAAAAUUUAUAAUUUA
This is a messenger RNA of Danaus plexippus (monarch butterfly), 1728 nucleotides long. RefSeq names its product steroidogenic acute regulatory protein-like (gene Start1). The transcript has 12 exons. NCBI's taxonomy places the organism in Eukaryota, Metazoa, Arthropoda, Insecta, Lepidoptera, Nymphalidae. Gene Ontology annotation, molecular function: lipid binding. The record is from RefSeq and is a predicted model, not a curated record. Bases 211 to 1608 code for a protein of 465 amino acids.